GUAUCUACAGUAACUAUAGUCCAGGUUCCAACAGUAAUAAAAAUUAAAAACACAAAGCACUCAAUUUAUGACAACUCAAAUGGCAGAAGAAGGGAAAGCAGAUGCGCAGCUCUUUCAGCUUCUUUCCAAUCUCCUUCAGCAGGUGGAAGCACUGACUAAUCAGGAGGAAGUUGAAUUGCGUUCCAAAAUUGAAGCGCUUGGGUUGGAGGUAACAAAAGUUCCUGUGCAGUCAGAACAGCUUGAUGAGUUGGAAAUAGCAAGGGAGUUGGAUAAAUUAUCAGCAAAGUUGGAUGAUGUUGAUGAGAUGAUAUCCUCAACAAUAGCUGCUGACCCACAGGUUCAGUCACUCUUGAGUGGCACAGCUGAUGUAUGGAUGCCAGUUAUUAAAGCCACAGCUGAUGAGCGGCAGGCUUUUACUGGAUCAAUUGGAGAUGAUAGUACAGAAGCAAAAGGAAAAAGCUCCGGUUAACUCACCCAUCCAAUUCUGAAACCUUACUUUUUUUUUUUUUUAAAUUGGAAUUUUAACUAGCAUUUCUCUUUGCAUUUGCUGCAUUUCUAAUGAUUAAAUGUUUGUUUUUCCAUUUAUGUUGUGGAGAUGAAUUCAUUGUUCCUUUAUGCAUUUCUAAGCCUUUUUACCGUCCAAAUUUGCCAUGACCAUGGGAAUUAUUUAUGAGUAUUCUUAUAUUACACCA
Mangifera indica (mango) is the source of this 692-nucleotide messenger RNA. RefSeq lists its product as uncharacterized. The record is from RefSeq and is a predicted model, not a curated record. The coding region runs from base 68 to 469 and encodes 133 amino acids. The transcript is spliced from 3 exons. NCBI's taxonomy places the organism in Eukaryota, Viridiplantae, Streptophyta, Magnoliopsida, Sapindales, Anacardiaceae.